Saccostrea cuccullata (small rock oyster) is the source of this 1246-nucleotide messenger RNA. Its product is annotated as E3 ubiquitin-protein ligase TRIM45-like. The record is from RefSeq and is a predicted model, not a curated record. The transcript has 2 exons. The coding region runs from base 77 to 1246 and encodes 389 amino acids. Gene Ontology annotation, molecular function: protein binding; zinc ion binding. NCBI's taxonomy places the organism in Eukaryota, Metazoa, Mollusca, Bivalvia, Ostreida, Ostreidae.
GUGUAUAGAGAUAGACUGCACUUAGAGAUUAUUAAAGGACGGCUGCCUUCACUGAAGUCGGUCAUAAAAUCUAAUCAUGGACCCCCAUACCAGUGCCCAGGACGUGAUGCGAUGUAACCUGUGUGAGACCGCUUUGAUACAAAUGCACUGUAAUACAUGUCUUGUCAACCUGUGUAAAGCCUGUGUGGGAGAACAUGUUUCAGCUGAUCUCUCAAAACCUCAUAAAAUUGUUGACUUCAAGGACAGGAAAUCUACUCCCAUCCACCCUAAAUGUAAAUCUCAUAACAAAGAACGAUGUGAUAUGUACUGUAAAAAAUGUGCCAUUCCUGUCUGCAGCAACUGCCUUGAAUCUAAUCAACAUUUAGGUCAUGAAUUAUCUAAAAUCUUGAGAGUUCUGAAUGAAAAGAAGGGAUUGAUUAUAAAAGAAAGAAAGAAAUUAAAUGAAACAAUUUAUCCCAUGUACCAAAACAUUGCCUCUGAUGUACAAAACAGAAUGAGUCAGUUAGAAAAGGAAUAUGGAGAUCUCUCAACAGCCAUAACAAAACACGGAGAGGACUGGCACAGAGAAAUUGACAAACUUGUCAAGAGACUUAAGGCUGAAGUUGAUGAGAUGAAAAACACACAGUUACAAACUCUACAGAAACAUCUGGAUGAAAUAAACAAGAACAUUUCUGAAAUCAAGGAUGAAAUAAAUUCAAUGGAAACUGCAAUAGAUACCAAUGACAUGUCAAAACUAUUAAAUGUCAUGUCAAACCUACACACGUACAGAAAUCUUCCACACAAAAUUAUACCAUCUGUACCUAAAUUCAUUCCAGGAAAAAUCCAAGGGGAAGAACUUAGUAAAAUGUUUGGAGCCUUAUCAUCAAGUUCUUUAACAUCAGAAAAACAUGGCUACAGCAUGAAAACAACACAGAAAUCACCAGAAGUUAGAUCCUCUCCUCCAGUCAAACAGCUUCUGGAUGAACCAGAGACUGUCACAACCAUAGAUACUUGGAAUGAUCAACUUUACAACGUGGCAUGUCCGAGUGAUGAAGAAAUCUGGACAAGAGGAAAUGAUAGAACCAUGAACCUCUACAGCAUCAAUCAGGGAUCACUACUCAAGUCAAUCAGAACCAAGUCAGGGAACAUACCAUACGACAUAGCAGUUACCAAAAAUGGAGAUCUAGUUUAUACUGAUUAUCAUGAUAGAACUGUGAACAUUGUAAAGAAUGAGAAGAUAGAAGAUGUGAUCAGACUACAGAACUAG